This is a messenger RNA of Penicillium verhagenii, 2010 nucleotides long. RefSeq names its product SET domain protein. Gene Ontology annotation, biological process: peptidyl-lysine monomethylation. The record is from RefSeq and is a predicted model, not a curated record. The transcript is spliced from 4 exons. Gene Ontology annotation, molecular function: protein-lysine N-methyltransferase activity. Bases 1 to 2010 code for a protein of 669 amino acids. Lineage: Eukaryota; Fungi; Ascomycota; Eurotiomycetes; Eurotiales; Aspergillaceae.
AUGGCCCCACCAUCCGAAGACACAGCAACCCAUUCCCUGGCAGACCACAAAUCCCUGCUGGAAUGGGUUUGCAGCAACGGUGGACACCUAGAUGACAGCGUAUGCAUAGCCCAAGACGCCCAGCGCGGCGUCCAUGUCCAAGUGAAAGCGGAUUGGCCCACAGCGGUCCCAAAGGACACACGGGUAAUCAAUGCGCCUCUAGGCGUGACAAUGUCCUACUUUAACGCGGUAGAUUAUAGCUCCGCCAAGUGGUCGUUCUCUUCGCAUGGUGUGAAAUUACCGCAGGCAUUCAUUGAUGCCGUGGGACUGGCGGAGACCAUGACUUUCUUCCUGAUGGCCAAUUUUCUGCGUGGAGAGCAGAGCUUUUGGUGGCCAUAUCUGCGGACUUUGCCACAGCCCGGCCAAUUGACCACUCCGAUGUUAUUUGGGGAGGAGGAUGUAGAUUGGCUGCAGGGGACUGGAAUCCCGGAUGCUACGGUGCAGAGGUAUCAGGACUGGGACAAGCAGUAUGAUUUCUCUGUCGACCAGUUGGAACAGGCUGGGUAUGAGGGGGCUGAGGCAUUUACUUGGGACUUGUAUCUCUGGGCCUGGACGAUCUUAACCUCUCGCGCCUUCUCGGCAAAGGUUUUGUCGAGUGCCGUGGAUGAUCUCCCGGAGGAGGGAAUCUCGGUGUUGUUGCCGCUCAUUGAUCUCCCCAAUCAUCGGCCCUUGGCGAAGGUUGAGUGGAGGGCGGGCGAAGAGGAUGUUGGCAUGAUCAUCUUAGAGGAUACUUCUCCAGGCGAAGAGAUCGCAAAUAAUUACGGUCCUCGGAACAAUGAACAAUUGCUCAUGAACUAUGGAUUCUGCAUUACCAACAAUCCAACUGACUAUCGUAUUGUGAAAUUGGGCGUGGCAGCAGACAGCCCCCUCGGUCAAGCAAAAGCCCGCCAGAUCGAGAUGUUCCCCGAAGUGGCCCAGAACACUGAUGACCAUUAUUACAUCUUUAAUGUGUCCUAUCCGCUUCUUGCCCCCCAAGGUCCAAUGGAGCAUGCGAUUAUCUCGCCGGCUCUAUUCAACGCUCUUAAAAUCAUGGAAGCCAACGACCGAGAGCGUAAGGGUAUUCAGAUCGAACAAUCAAACAUCUCAAUCCCAAAGGCGUACGGCAACAGCCGCAGCUCUUUGGCAGCACUUUCCCAGACCUGCCUCGAGCUUAUUGCGCACAUUCUCCAGUUGCAAGCUAGCGCUCAAGACUUGCCGUCAGAACCGGCGAAUCUUAAGCAAAUAUUUGCAAAAGUCUACCGCGACGGCCAAAUCACGCUAGACAAGACUGCACUGAUAAUUGCAUCCUACACUAUUGCUCGAGCCCGGGAACACGAGCGUGAUGAAAGCUGGGAGGGUAUCAAGAGCCUGCUGAACGAGCACAUGUCGAAAAUACCAGCUGGGUCUUUGUCUCAUGAGAUUCUAUCUCGGACAAAGGUCCGCAUUCUCGAGCGACAAUCUCUAAUCACUAAGAAUGGUGAACUAUUCCGACUUGCGGAGCUUUUCCGUCUCUUGCCAAAAGAUCUGCAGGCAACAAGUCAAAAGUACUUCAUAGGCCGUGUUGCCAAUGGGCCUUGGGCCACGGACCCUCAAGUAAUGUUUGCGCUUGCAAUCAAUUUCCUAGUUGCGACAGCCACUUCUGACAACCAAGAGGUGAAGUCGUCACUUUCUCCGCGAUUGGUUCGAUGGGUAGAAUUUUUGAUCAACGAAUACCCAUUAACCGUCGGAAGUACUGAUGAGUCGAAUUCGGCUGCUCAGCAACUGCUUCAAGCUCUCUCAAAGGACAGAGAUGCUUUCCUUCAAUUGGCUGAGCAAGAUGGAGUUACUUGGUUAACAUCGGCUAGCAAAUGGUUGGCUCCGGAAUGGCUACAGUGGGCGUGCACGGUUGGUGAUGCUGAGCGGGUUUUAAUUCCCGUUGAGCCACUGCAAGUCCUCGCGACGGAUGAGCCUACAAUGGCGAAGCAGGCAGUACUAUAUGUACCACAGCUAUAG